CUCGGCAGCGAUGCGCGCGCGCUAGGGCCGGCGCGGGCCCGCGGGAGCUGCCGGAGCGUCGCCGGGCGUCGGCGCCCCCGGGACGCCGGGCUGCAGAUCCUGCUGCUGGUGGUAUUUCUCCAUCCUUGUGCACGUGGAAUUCAGUAACAAGCUCAGGACCAGCCCUUCCGUGCAUGGAGGUCCUGAAUGACUAUCGUGCAGUCAGGAUGAGUAAGAGAUACUUACAGAAAGCAACAAAAGGAAAACUGCUGAUGAUCAUAUUUAUUGUAACCUUGUGGGGGAAAGUUGUAUCCAGUGCAAACCAUCAUAAAGCUCACCAUGUUAAAACGGGCACCUGCGAGGUGGUGGCACUCCACAGAUGCUGUAAUAAGAACAAGAUAGAAGAGCGGUCGCAGACAGUCAAGUGCUCCUGCUUCCCGGGGCAGGUGGCAGGCACCACGCGCGCGGCUCCCUCGUGUGUGGACGCUUCAAUAGUGGAACAGAAAUGGUGGUGUCAUAUGCAACCAUGUCUUGAGGGAGAGGAAUGUAAAGUUCUUCCAGAUCGGAAAGGAUGGAGCUGUUCCUCUGGGAAUAAAGUGAAAACAACUAGGGUAACCCAUUAACCAAGGAGACAUCAAGUGCUCCUUAAGGCUGAUUACAUUGAACCUAAGCAUAGGAACAUAGCUCACGAGGUGAUCUUGCAGGAAAAUUUUUAUACAGCUCAGAAGAGGCACUCCGGAGCCUGUUGUUUCCGGGGGAUUUCAUGGCUCGUAAUCAGCUUCUUCUUGGAAUCAAGACUUUUACAAAGUCGGACAUGAACUUCCAUAUCAUGACGAUACCCUCAGAUGUGAACUGUGUUCAGCAUGUAUCAUUGCACUUGCGGAAAGGAUUUGAAGCUGCUGUCUGAAGAGCUGGCGUUUCCGGAUGGUGUCAGGGACACUUACCUUUUGGGCUCUUGGCUCCCAGUGUGACUGCUUUUCUUGUUUCUGAGAGUCUCCCAAGUGCACUGCCUCCUGUCCUGGCCCUGGCCCUGGGUCCUGUGUUCAGGGGCGAGGACGGCACGCGGCUUCAGUGACGUUUCCUUUGUGAACGUCUCCUCUGGCAUGGUGUCGACUGAGACAAUUUAUUUGUAUCCUAAUCUUGGAGCUCUGGAAGCCUACAUGUUUUAACAUCUUAACGUUGCUUUUGUCAAAGGAAUGGAAAUGUAUAUCCAUUGAUAAUAAUUAUUGUUGGCAAGUAAUAGUUAUCUGAAUACAUCCAUCAUAUAAGAAUGUAUAGACAGGCUGACACGUUUCCCCAAGGCUAACACGCUGCUGCAGCUCUCUGUCAGUUAAACAGGUAGUAGUUAGAACUGAAUCACCAUUUUCAUUAUAUAUGCCUAUCUGGUACCUCUAGAGUACUCUCCCUUUCCGUUUUUCCUUUUAUUUUUAAGUGGGCUUUUUCUUUCGUGUUUAUCUUUACUUUUCCCCAUCACAGAAAUCAGCAGCGGGCAGUCAAGUAUUUAGGUAACCUUCAGUUUCAAAAAAUUGCCAGGGAUGCAUGUGGGUUUUGGUUUCUUAGCUUGAAAGUUAUUCACUUAGGUUUCUUCUAGCAUUUUAUUAAAACUGUCCUUUCUGUCAUUUUAGAAAGACUGUCUCUUGCUCGAUCCCAAUGACUGUUUGAAUGCCUAUCUGUUUAUUCAGUCUGUUGGUAGAAUAAAUUGUUCUUUUCCUUGGUCUCAAAUUUAUAAAUAUUUGCUUAUAGUUGCCCCAUUCAAACAAUUUCUUAGGUCAGUUUUUGUCCACGUUUUUUUGUAGUCCUUUUAACGUUCGUGGUUUUCAAUCCUACGGGAAAAUCUUAUAACUAUGUUCAAGGCCUUAAACACAUAUGGACUUUUUCCCUAAGUUAUUCACAGAAUGUAUCAUUUUAUACCACAUUUAUUUUGUUUCAUUUGUGAUGUGGGGGGAGAGAGGAGUGGAAACUGCAGAGCUGUUCUGUGGUGACGUAUGUAAACGUAUGGUCUGAAGGAAGGUGAAGGGAGAGGCUCCCGUGUUUUACUCACCUUAGACUAACAGGACGAGACUUCAGAAACUGUCCCAUCAGAAGUUCCUUCAUAUCAGAGAAGGUGUGGACGUCUUUUGUGUUUUUAAAGCUCACUGACGUGGCCGCUUAGGUAUAUGCUGAUUUCCGUGAUGGAGGCUGACACACAGACCAAAGCCCUCCAGGGUAAGUCGGUAACAACUUUCAAAGACCAACAGGUCACCCAGAAUCUUUUCUCGGCAGAAUGCCUGCAAGUGUAAAAUUUGUUAACUGUCGAAUUUGUAAAGUAUGCCUUUGAUGUGGAACUAAAGUAUGCUGUCCCACAAGUCCCUGGAAUGAAGUGACUUCCUCCCGUCUCUGAUAUGCAUAGGGUUAGAUGGCUCUGAGAGAAUCCUGCGAUGGUUCAGACCGUCCGAACUCAUGAAGGAAGGAGUAACAGUUGUGCUAGAGUUUCUGCAUCAGUGAUAAUGUCAUUAAUUUCUUUUGAACAAAGUGGAAAGCUGUGUUAUUUUGGAAAUUAUGAAUUUGUCCUGGGUUUGAAAUUAUAGAUCAUGCCUCUCAUUUUUUUAAACUGUGUCCUUUAAAACAACACUGGAAAUUCUGUAUUAUAUUCACAAGUAAUACGUGCAUAUCAAUAGAAAAAAUAAAUGGAAUUUCAAAUAUACGAACUAGAUUAUCCCCAGUAGA
This is a messenger RNA of Hippopotamus amphibius kiboko, 2685 nucleotides long. RefSeq names its product TAFA chemokine like family member 2 (gene TAFA2). The record is from RefSeq and is a predicted model, not a curated record. Bases 174 to 602 code for a protein of 142 amino acids. Gene Ontology annotation, molecular function: receptor ligand activity. Lineage: Eukaryota; Metazoa; Chordata; Mammalia; Artiodactyla; Hippopotamidae. The transcript is spliced from 6 exons.